Messenger RNA from Vitis vinifera (wine grape), 1784 nucleotides. RefSeq names its product serine/threonine-protein kinase AFC2. The transcript is spliced from 11 exons. Gene Ontology annotation, molecular function: protein kinase activity; ATP binding. The coding region runs from base 122 to 1558 and encodes 478 amino acids. Lineage: Eukaryota; Viridiplantae; Streptophyta; Magnoliopsida; Vitales; Vitaceae. The record is from RefSeq and is a predicted model, not a curated record. Gene Ontology annotation, cellular component: nucleus. Gene Ontology annotation, biological process: protein phosphorylation.
AUAUAAAAAAAGUUGACUCAACCACGGUUUGCCUGCAUCUAACCAUGGUCGUCAACGUGUCCGAUCUCUUUGAAAGAACUAGGGUUAGGGUUAGGGUUAGGGUUCGAUCCGAUUGCGACCAAUGGAGAUGGAAUGUGUGACUGAGUUUCCUCAUACUCACAUGGAUCGGCGUCCUCGGAAGAGGCCUAGGUUUGCUUGGGAUGCACCUCAACUUCACCCUAAGGCUCAGCCAGGAAUAUAUUGUGGGCAAGAGGUUGGGAAUGUGACAAGCCAUGGAACAUCGAGGGUACUCUCAGACCAGGCUAGUAUAUUUGUAAAGGGAUUGGCUCAAAAAGGCUCUCCCCCAUGGCGAGAUGAUGACAAAGACGGACAUUUCAUGUUUGCACUGGGAGAGAAUUUAACCUCGCGCUAUAAGAUCCACAGAAAAAUUGGUGAAGGUACCUUUGGUCAGGUUUUGGAAUGCUGGGAUAGGGAAACAAAGGAGAUGGUUGCUAUAAAAGUUGUUCGAGGUAUCAAAAAAUAUCGUGAGGCAGCAAUGAUAGAAGUUGAAGUGCUACAGUUGCUUGGAAAAUAUGAUAAAAGUGGCUCUCGUUGCGGUCAAAUACGGAACUGGUUUGACUAUCGUAACCAUAUUUGUAUUGUAUUUGAGAUGCUUGGACCAAGCUUAUACGAUUUUCUUCGGAAAAACAAUUAUCGCUCAUUUCCAGUUGAUCUAGUCCGCGAGAUUGGCAGACAACUGUUGGAAUGUGUAGCAUUCAUGCAUGAUUUGCACCUCAUCCACACUGACUUGAAGCCUGAGAACAUACUUUUUGUUUCUCCAGAAUAUGUAAAAGUAUCAGACUACAAGGUUACCACACGGUCACCAAAAGAUGGAAUAUGUUAUAAGAAGUUGCCAAGAUCAAGUGCUAUUAAGGUGAUUGAUUUUGGUAGCACAGCUUUUGAGUGUCAAGAUCACAGCUAUAUUGUUUCCACUAGGCACUACCGAGCGCCUGAGGUUAUUCUUGGGCUUGGAUGGAGUUAUCCAUGUGACAUGUGGAGCGUUGGUUGUAUAUUGGUGGAACUAUGUUCGGGAGAAGCUUUGUUUCAGACACAUGAGAACUUGGAGCACCUGGCCAUGAUGGAAAGGGUUUUAGGCCCCAUACCUCCUCAUAUGUUGAAAAGAGUGGACCGACAUGCUGAGAAGUAUGUUAGAAAGGGUAGAUUGGACUGGCCUGAAGGUGCAAUCUCUCGGGAAAGCAUCAAAGCUGUCAUGAAACUGCCUCGUCUUCCGGUGUGUACUUAUGGUUUUAUGGCUUUAGCAUUGUUUUGUUUUUUCAAUUCCAUAUUUGAAGGUCCUCAUUGUGAAAAACGAAUGGGUCUAUUUUUUACUCCUGUUUUAGUUUCUCAAAUUUGUUUGCUUCCUUGGCAGAAUCUAGUUAUGCAACAUGUGGAUCAUUCUGCCGGAGAUCUUAUUGACCUUUUGCAAGGUCUUCUUAGGUAUGACCCUUCCAACAGACUCACAGCUCAAGAUGCCCUCAGGCACCCGUUCUUUACCAGGGAUUACCACAGUAGGUUUUAGAGAGAAGAUUGAUUUUUUUUUUGCUGGCAUUUGGAUGCUUGUUUGGAUUGAUUUAUAUGAUAAUGGAUUAUUGAAGAGCAAGUGCUGGCCCAGGUUUUCUGAGUUACUAUUUUUUUCCUGGUUUUGUAUGAGCCUCUGUAAAUCCCCCAUUGUCAGAAGUGUUCUUCUUGAUCAAGUUUUGUACCAUAAAAUUUGAUGUUAUAGCAGCUCUUUCCGUUUGUAUGAA